AUGGCUGCCGAGGGAGUGACGACUGCAGUGACUGAGUCAGUCAAAGAAGCGGUGCUGGCAGCAGUGAGAGAGGAGCUGGCUGCACACAAGGAGGAGGUGGAUGAGCUGCGGCACAUGCUGACAGCGGUGAAGGGGGAGUUGGUUGCGGUGAAGGGGGAGUUUACAGCGAUUAAGGGGGAGCUGGUAGUGGUUACAGGGGAAUUGGCAGUGGUGAAGGGGGAGUUGGCAAAACACAAGGACGCUAUGGCAGAGAAAGUGACUGAGAGUAGUAGGGCAUUGGAUGGAACAGGGCUGAAAGGGAAGAGUAGAAAGAGAAAGCAAGAAAUCACAGCGGAUGUUGCACGGGAGGAGGAGAGGAGGAGGGAGGUGCAGGAGUUGAAUCAGCUGCAUGCCACGGAGGACCUGGCGGCCUCUAAGGAAGGGCCGAAGAAACGAAACCUGAAACUGAAUGUUGCGCUGCAAAUCAAGCAGAGUAGAGGCGACCAGAAGACGGCAUGGAAGCAAAUCAAGUCCGCAUCACGGCGAGCGGAACUGAGUCUGAAGAGUUGCGACGGCCACCACAAGCGUUUGAGGGGUGGAGGAGAGGAGGCGGCGGGGCGGCUGGGGCUGGGCGCUGCGCUUUCUGCCCCCCUCCAGCACUUUCCACCACACCAACAACACCUGCCUAGUAUCGGCCGUAAGGAGCCCAGCUCGUGGCUGCGACAUGGAGGCAGCUGGCGACCUGCAGCAGCAUCAGUGGUGGCGGUGAGGGCGGUCAGCAACAAGCGGGGUGGAGGCAGGCGAGGAGGGAGCCUAUUCAUCUCAAUUCAAGGAGGGGCCUGGCAGCAUGGCAGGGCUAUGGGAUGCAGCAGCAGUGGCGGUGAAGCGAAGUCGGUCACCCGCCUGCAUGUACUCACCAUGCCCCGACCUUCUUCCCUUUCUUCCCCACACUCCCAUUCUGUUCUCGGGGAUGAGCAGGACCUUCUUCUGGAGCAGGGCUCCCCACGGCAACAGCACUCUCCUUGUGGACCUGUGAUGAGAAGCCCUGCUCAUCCCUGCGGCACACAUCCGGGUAGCAUGGCAGAGUCACUGGAGGCAGCAGCAGCACUGGUGGCGGUGGAGACAAGAAAGAGACGCGAUUCAGAUUGGGUGAUCGUUGUCAUGCAAACCAGUUAUGGCGCAAGCAUGGUGGGUGAGGAGAGAGGGUCGAGUAGCACUGAGAGCCGACCAUCCUCGUGGCUGCUCAUAAUGGUCCAUGCCAUAACUCUACUCUCUCUCCCCGUCAUCCCUUUCCUCCCUCACUUCACUUCCCUCCCCGUUUCCAAGUCCUCCUCCUCUGCUCCCCACCAUCCCAGCCAAGCAGCACCAUAG
Messenger RNA from Closterium sp. Naga37s-1, 1350 nucleotides. The record is from the annotation of a GenBank genome assembly. NCBI's taxonomy places the organism in Eukaryota, Viridiplantae, Streptophyta, Zygnematophyceae, Desmidiales, Closteriaceae.